AUGCAGAGGUACACCCGAAGCCUCCUCUUUGCCUCCCUCAUCCUCUGUGCCACCCUGUCAGAGACCCUGGGACUCAUGUUAUCCGCCAAGGAAAAAAGAGGCUGGACUUUGAACAGUGCUGGUUACCUCCUGGGUCCACAUGCGGUUGAUAACCACAGAUCAUUUAAUGACAAGCAUGGCCUCGCUGGCAAACGGGAGCUACAGGCUGAAGACAGCAUGAAGCCAGGAAACUUUGCAAGACCCAUGGCUGAUGACAACAUUGUGCGUACAGUACUUGAGUUUCUGACAUACUUGCAUCACAAAGAAGCUGGGGCCCUUGAUAAUCUGCCAUCUGCAAUCUCAUCAGAAGAAACAAAUCAGUCCUGAGAGAAUGUGUUUGGGUGUUUUGUCUGGGAUUGUGUGCUUUAAGGUCAAACUUUACAGAGGGCUUUGACAGAAUGGAGUUCAAAGUAUGGCACGGUGCAGUAAUCUACAAACUUAACAAGUAGUAAACUCUUCCUGUCUCUUCUGCCCUUACUAAUGUGAUGCUAGAAUCCAACAUUUUGCUUUCAAAAAUAUUUUACUUUAUGUGAUAAAAUAAAAAAUAGCAAUUGAU
Messenger RNA from Phascolarctos cinereus (koala), 595 nucleotides. It is a transcript of the gene GAL, whose product is annotated as galanin and GMAP prepropeptide. Gene Ontology annotation, biological process: neuropeptide signaling pathway. Lineage: Eukaryota; Metazoa; Chordata; Mammalia; Diprotodontia; Phascolarctidae. The record is from RefSeq and is a predicted model, not a curated record. Gene Ontology annotation, molecular function: galanin receptor binding; neuropeptide hormone activity. Gene Ontology annotation, cellular component: extracellular region; secretory granule.